AUUAUACUCUUUGGCCCUUCUGGGUGGACACACAUGUAACACCUCCGUUCAAAAAGGACAAAAAUGGCAAGGUUGUUGAUCGUAGGAAUAAAAAGGUUAAGCCUUAUGAAGAAGCAUCUGAGAUUUUAAAGGAGCUUCAUGCGGAAGGCUAUGUCAUUGCUGUUGCAUCAAGGACUGGAGAAAUACAGGGCGCUAAUCAGCUUCUGAACCUAUAUGAAUGGGAUCAAUACAUUACUUAUAAAGAGAUAUACCCUGGCAGCAAAAUUAAUCACUUUGAAAGAAUUAAAGCAAAAUCAAGAAUAGAGUUCAGCGAUAUGCUCUUCUUUGAUGAUGAAGCAAGGAACAAAAGGGACUUGGAUGGGAUUGGUGUGCUGAUGAUCUUGAUUGAGGAUGGCGUCACCAGGAAUGUGAUCAAAAAAGGACUAGAGGAGUUUGCCAGACUGAGGCAGGACCAAGUCCAAACCAGUUGAUCACAGCAGCAGUAUCUGAUGUAGUAUCUAUACUAAAAGUAU
This is a messenger RNA of Penaeus vannamei (Pacific white shrimp), 512 nucleotides long. Its product is annotated as magnesium-dependent phosphatase 1. Lineage: Eukaryota; Metazoa; Arthropoda; Malacostraca; Decapoda; Penaeidae. Gene Ontology annotation, molecular function: acid phosphatase activity. The record is from RefSeq and is a predicted model, not a curated record.